CUGUCGAGAAAAUGGUGUUGGGAUUGGGAGAGAUACCAAUCCGUCCCGCGAGGGAUCCUUUAAUAAGUCAAUCCUCGGCUCUUCAAUGGAAUCCGCUCAUCAAAUGCAUGUAACCUCUCGUUUUAGUGUCCGUCUUGUCUCUCAGAGACCAUCCCCAGAACUACUUGCGACUUUCGUUGGCUGUCUUUAUAAAUGCGACCAUGUUGACCUCUUCAAUUCUGUCACCAACUAUAACUCGGAGAACGCAGCAGGAUUAUCCUCGUGACUAGCAGACGCUUCAAGCGGCUUGUAUUGUUCCAGCUUUCUCCCGCUUGAGAAAGCUGGCCGCCGAAGUUACACGACGAAAGGUCUCUGUUUCUUCCUCGGCGAGAAUAUGCGGCGCCAUUUAUUGGGAGUAAGCUAAGUCUGGAUUUGGUUUUACUAAUCACUGUGAAAACACUUAUAAAGACGACAGGUGUGCUGUGCGUGAACAAUCCUGGCAGUCCUUCCUUUGGGCAUUUCUCUUUGCGGACUCUGUGGAGAGAGCAAGAGGAAAGCAACUUGGUAUGGGUCCUCUUUGAUCCUCUCUGGUACACUUGGGGCGGCUUAUUCCUUCGUUUUGCUGCCUCGGAGCGCUACUACCAGCACACUCUAUGGCUGCUGCAACGACUGCACCACUCUCGUCCUGGCCGUGGACGUUUCUCGGGAACUACAAGUAUUGGAUCUCGGUUCCCUUUGCGGCAAGAGCUCUGUAUGCAAACUUCUACAAUGCUGCUUACAAGGACACAGAUAACUGGUGCUUGCACAUUUUUGUUCUGUGCCUGAUUCGGUACCAAACAUUUUUCUAUGCCUCCCUGUUUCAACACUUACAUGGGGUAGUCAAGAAGCACCGGGUCAGCGCCUUCAAGAUCACAUUCGAGCAACUGGAUAGAGAGUUCCACUGGGACAAUUUUAUCAUUCUCCAGGGGCUGAUUGCAUUAGCAGCGCAUUCGUGGGUACCUGGCUUCAGCAAUCUUCCCGUUUGGAACUACAAAGGAUGGCUUUACGUUGUAAUCUUCCACGCGUUGGUCACGGAGCCGUUGUACUACUGGAUCCACCGCGCUUUCCACGAUGGCCACCUGUUCAAAAAUUACCAUUCUUUGCACCACGCUUCUGUGAACCCGGAAGUCGCCACAACUGGUAACUCGACGUUCCUGGAGCACUUGGUACAGACUGGAUUGAUAGCUCUACCGCUGCUUGGAGCCGCUGUCAUGGGAGCUGCGUCAAUUUCUAUGUUCUACUUCUACAUCCUAUCCUACGACGUGCUCAAGAUGUAUGGCCAUUUCAACUGCGAAAUUUUCCCGGAGUCACUUUUCCGAGCCUUUCCGCUGCUCAAGCUGGUGGUCUACACGCCGUCGUAUCAUUCUCUUCACCACAGCAGUCUCAACUCCAACUUCUGCCUGUUCAUGCCAGUUUAUGAUUAUUUGGGGGGCACGAUGCAUCCCAAGACAGAGGCUCUCUACACGGCACUUCGUAAAGGUCGGAAAGAGGAGGUUCCUCAGUUUAUAUUUUUGGCGCACAUAAUUGACUUCAUGUCAACGAUGCACACGUCGUUUAUUUUCAGGUCUCUGGCUGCCGAGCCUUUCGGGCCGAGAUGGUUCUUGUGGCCACCUCUGAUAUUGACAGUCCCACCCAUGUUUGCAAUGUGGGCCUGGGGGAGAACGAUGGUCUACAGCGAGUACUUAGUUGGACGUGUCCAUGCUCAAGUUAGAGUUAUUCCUCGAUAUGGUUUCCAUUUUUUCUUGCCGUUUGGUAAGAAGAGUAUCAAUGGAUUCAUUGAAGAAGCAAUCCUGGAAGCCGAUAGAUCAGGUGUUAAGGUAUUGAGCCUUGCUGCGCUUAACAAGAACGAGGAACUUAAUGGAGGUGGUGUGCUCUUUUGGAAGAAAUACACCAACUUGCGAGUAAAGAUAGUCCACGGCAACACACUUACUGCUGCCGUGGUUAUCAACGAGCUCCGACCGGAUGCGAAGGAAGUGUUUUUGACAGGAUCAACGUCUAAGAUCGGUCGCGCACUAGCUCUUUACCUUUGCAGGCGAGGAGUUAGAGUUCUGAUGCUUACGAAUUCGAGGGAGCGUUACGAAGCAGUUGUGAAAGAUGCCCCUGUCGAGUUCCAAAAGAACUUGGUGCAAGUUACCAAGUAUCAAGCGGGACAAAACUGCAAGACGUGGAUCGUAGGAAAGUGGAUCUUUGCCAAGGACCAAAGCUGGGCUCCUCCUGGUACCUUUUUUCACCAAUUUGUCGUGCCACCGGUAGCAGAAAUCCGGAAAGACGUUACUUACGGGAAGCUCUCAGGAAUGUACUUGCCGAAGAACCAUGAAGGCUUGCAUUUCUGCGAGUUUACAAUGCCUCGAGGCGUGGUUCAUGCAUGCCAUGCCGGAGGACUACUCCACGCGUUGGAAGGCUGGGACCAUCACGAGAUUGGUUCCAUCGAUAUAGAAAACAUUGACAAGGUGUGGCAAGCAGCGCUCAGGCAAGGUUUUGCUCCUUACGUAUAGGAGAAAGGAAAUAAAACAAAAAGAAACAGAAAACGAUUCAUUGUGUCCGCCACCCGCCGCCGCCGCCGCUAUCAUCGCCGCCACCGCUACGAUUUGCUCGAAAAAGAGAGUGUACAUUUUAAACUUUCUUUAAAGCAAAGAACGUUAAUCAA
This is a messenger RNA of Selaginella moellendorffii, 2665 nucleotides long. RefSeq names its product protein ECERIFERUM 3. The transcript has 12 exons. Gene Ontology annotation, biological process: lipid biosynthetic process. The record is from RefSeq and is a predicted model, not a curated record. Gene Ontology annotation, molecular function: iron ion binding; oxidoreductase activity. Bases 633 to 2513 code for a protein of 626 amino acids. NCBI's taxonomy places the organism in Eukaryota, Viridiplantae, Streptophyta, Lycopodiopsida, Selaginellales, Selaginellaceae.